Mercenaria mercenaria is the source of this 2682-nucleotide messenger RNA. Its product is annotated as cytochrome P450 2K4-like. Gene Ontology annotation, cellular component: intracellular membrane-bounded organelle; cytoplasm. NCBI's taxonomy places the organism in Eukaryota, Metazoa, Mollusca, Bivalvia, Venerida, Veneridae. The record is from RefSeq and is a predicted model, not a curated record. The transcript has a single exon. Bases 340 to 1839 code for a protein of 499 amino acids. Gene Ontology annotation, biological process: xenobiotic metabolic process. Gene Ontology annotation, molecular function: oxidoreductase activity, acting on paired donors, with incorporation or reduction of molecular oxygen, reduced flavin or flavoprotein as one donor, and incorporation of one atom of oxygen; iron ion binding; heme binding.
AAAAAAUCUUUAAAGUGGGUGGCCGAAUAUUUAAGACCUGGCCGAAUUUACGACUCGAACCAGUAGUAACUUGAAAUAUAGAGAUACGUAACUCUAAAUUUCGACUUAAUAAAUAACAUACACUUGGCACUAAUGCUCUUCCGUAGUUAUUUGAAUAUAAAAUAUAGGAUAAAAUCAAAUUACUGUGUUUAUACUUGCUAGUUUAUAGUGCAUAAAGCUCUUACGAGAGGUAUACAGGUAAAAUAGAACAAACUACUUCAAGCAGAUAGAGAAUAUAAACGGUGUAACGGUUAAAAGCUAUAAACAGUACAAUAACCUUGGUUUUAAUUUAGAUAAAAAAUGGAUUCCAAACGCGGAAAUGAUCAGGAUUACAGCACGAUUACAACAGUGUUAAUAUUUUUGCUUACAUUUCUGUUAGUUUACAUAAACACUAGACGUCAGAAGAGAGUGCCGCCGGGACCAGCAUUGUUUCCGAUCGUCGGCAAUCUUCCGUCGUUGGUUUCAUCAGAUACAUUAGGCAGGUUGAACGAAUUAAGAAAACUGUAUGGGGACGUAUUUGGACUGUACGCUGGUCGUCAACUUUUGGUAUUUCUGAAUGGAUACGAUAUCAUUCAUGACGCGCUGAUAAAGAAAGGGUCCCAAUUUAUGGAAAGAGCAAAGCCUUCGUUUGAUAAGGAGCAAGUGGUCCAUACCAAAGGGCUUAUAUUUGCCGAGGGAACUAAGUGGAAGGAAGGGAGGAGUUUCACAUUAGCAGCAUUGCAGGAUUUAUGUUACCGUGAUAAAGGUUUUAUUGAUCAUUUAGUAAAUGUUGAGAUCACAGGUCUUAAAGAAGCGAUACUAAAAUUUGAACACCCCUUUGACAUUGAAAGAUAUUUAAACUCAAGCAUAACUAAUGUUGUUUUUCAAGUUGUCUAUGGACACAGAUUUGAUCUGAAUGACGAGGGAUUAUACUGGUUACAAAAGACAAUUAGGACGAAUUCAGAAGAAUAUAUGAAAAGGGAGGUAAUUCUUAACUGUCUUCCGUUCUUACAGCAGGUUCCUGGUGACAUUUUAGGUAUUCAGAAUAGUAGAGAUACAUUUUCAAAGAUAAUGGAAUUUCUAACAAAAUACAUCGAAACUUUGAAAAGAAAAACUAGUCAUGUCAAUUGUACUUACGUAGAGAGUUACCUGGAUCGCAUUGCUGCCAACAAAAGUAAUGGAGUAGAGAGCACAUUUGAUGAAGACGAUAUGAAAAUAGCUGCAUAUCAUCUUAUUGUUGCCGGAAGUGAAACAACUGCGUCCACCGUUAGAUGGAUAUUACUUCAUCUCAUUAGAAAUCCACAUAUACAGGAUAAAAUGUAUGCGGAAAUGACCAAAGUACUCGGAAAAGAACCACCAUCAGUUGCAGAUAGAAAACGACUUCCAUAUGUGCAAGCGGUUGUGUUAGAAGGACUCCGAAUUUCUCACGUGGCUCCGCUAGCAAUGCCUCACACUGUUCAUCAAGAUACUUUAUUUCGGGGAUAUAUUAUUCCAGAGCAGUGCACCGUGAUUCCAGUCCUAAGCUCAGUUCUAAAGGACCCGUAUGUUUGGGAAGAUCCAGAAGAAUUUAAACCAGAAAGGUUUCUAAACGCUGACGGAAGUGACGUAAUAAUUCCAGAACAGUUUAUCCCAUUUUCAUUGGGUCCAAGGUCGUGUCUUGGAGAGACAUUGGCAAGAAUAGAAAUAUUUCUGUUUACUGCUGGACUCGUUCAAAACUUGAGAUUUCUGCCUGAAUAUGAUGGCAUGCUUCCAGACAAGAAUGGGGUGCUUGCAACAACAUUGAAUGCAAGAACGUUCAAAAUGCGGGUUGUAGAACGUUAACAUUAAGCUUUGUGCACAGUUUUUGUCGUAGAUGAACUCCUGUUGUUCUUUAUACCAUAAUGAAUGACUUCAUUUGAUCAAAUAAUGGAGUUUUAGCAGUUCAAGUUAUGGCAUGAAAUACAUAAGCUUGUUUAAAGAGAGUUUGGAGACAAAAGACGCGGACUUUAAACACGGCCAAAAAUCGUUGUACAAAUCUAAAACAUUUGAAAUACUUGCUUCAAAUAUUCGUGUGUGUAUAUAGUUUAAUAGCUGAUUUCCUCACUAUAUAGAUAUUACACAUACAGAAUAUUUAUAAAACAGACUGUGUAAUAGGCCUAUACGAAUUUCCUGUUUUUAAUGGUACUAAACACUUAAGUAAGUUGAUAAAGACCUAUGAGACAAAAUAUGUUGUUCAUUUUCUUUUAUUGUACGACUCUAAAAAUACAGAUGACCAACCUCCUUUAGGGCUUUCAUGUGCUAGUUUGUUGAAUUGCUGUGCAAGGCAAUUUAGGUUGUGUGUACACAGAUGAUGCAUUUUAGCAAUGCAGUUCCAAAACAUAUUGUAUCCAACGUGCUUUGACAGUAGCGUAACACCAGCACAACUGCGACUGUACCAGAGCAAACAAUAGAAGAGUGAAUUUCACGACGAAAGAAACUGAACCUUAUAUUUAACUAAUCACAAUACUUUACGAUUUUUUAUUUGCGUACAUCACCGAACAAUAAAGUAAAUGUCUCUUAAAGAAAGAAGCUGUAUACAUCCUCGCCAAAAUUAGCAUCUAGAGCCAAUAUACGACGGUUCUUAUAGUGUGUUUAUCACUUCAAAAAUAGGUAAAUGUAAUAACCUAUGGUUGUUUCAUCUGUACA